Rhododendron vialii is the source of this 4060-nucleotide messenger RNA. RefSeq names its product extra-large guanine nucleotide-binding protein 1. Gene Ontology annotation, cellular component: heterotrimeric G-protein complex. The record is from RefSeq and is a predicted model, not a curated record. Gene Ontology annotation, molecular function: guanyl nucleotide binding; G-protein beta/gamma-subunit complex binding; G protein-coupled receptor binding. NCBI's taxonomy places the organism in Eukaryota, Viridiplantae, Streptophyta, Magnoliopsida, Ericales, Ericaceae. The coding region runs from base 572 to 3484 and encodes 970 amino acids. Gene Ontology annotation, biological process: adenylate cyclase-modulating G protein-coupled receptor signaling pathway. The transcript is spliced from 8 exons.
UCCCCCCACCGCCAGCCCUAACCGCGGCAUCUCGCCCUCCAGGCGUGGAAUCAAACCCACCCCGUAAAGAAACAGCCUAAAACCGUAAGAAAAUGUUAGAAAGAUGCCAUAAAGAAACAGUGUCCACCACCAUUUGGUUUCUUCUUCCGCUGUCUUUUUCCUCCCCCGAUUCCCUUAACUUUCCCAACCCAUCUCCGCCUCUCUCUCUCUCUCUCUCUCUCUCUCCUCCCGAUUCCUCUCUCCUCCGGUAAGUAAUUCCAAUCUCAUCUCCUCUUCUCUCUUGAUUCCCCCAUUCACUUUUCUGAGCUCAUUCUGUCCAAAUCUCCCAGAUUUCACCUCUACACGAAACACACAAGGGUUAGCCUUCCUUUUUGUUUUUUUUUUCCUUCUUUCACAUCCUUAACUGUACUUUCAGCCGCCCCUUCUUUUUCCCUACCUCUGUUUCUAGCGUGGGGUGGUAGAGGUGGAAUUUCUCAAUAAAUGGUUCAGGAUGCGUCGUUAGGGUUAUUGCAUUGUCUGUAGUGGUGCAAACCCUAGCCUGAAGACUAGGAGGGUUUGUUUAAGGUUGAAAAUGCCCCCAGAAGGGGCGAAUUCGACCGGUGAUGGAGCUGAGUUCGCGUUCGCCAUGGAGUACCACGGCCCGCCCAUAACCGGCGACCUUCCCCGGGCCGUCCCGAUCAAUGUGCAAAGCAUUCCAGUUGCUUCCGUGGUCUCCCAGGUGCCAUUGCCCGGGAAAUUUUCGUUGCCAGUUGUGCAACCUAUAUUGGCACCUGAUAUUGCUAGAAAGUUUUCGAAAGAGUUGAAACUCGGUUUGGAACACAGUGUUCCGCCCGCGUCUUUGAUAGCCUUUGAUAGGCGAAGUGGGGAGGUUCGUGAUGCGAAAGAAUUAGGGUUAGGGUCUGAGACAACUGUUUCUCCGACUUCUGUGAUUGCGUUUGAGGAGACUAGCACUCCGAGCAAUGGGGAUUUUGCUUUAUCAGGUGAGUUUGGCAGCUUGAGCGCUUCGGAUUUCCGAAUUGGUGAUAAGGGCUCUGGAGAGUUUUCGGAUGUGAUCUGUUCCUCCGUAAGCCAUGAACAUUCGAAUGAGUUGAUGGGUGGGCCAGGAAGCUCGGGCACUUUGGGAUUUUCGGGGAGUUUCGAUAAGCCAAAGGAUGUAUUGGGAAGCUCGGGUGGGCAUAGGGUUUCAAAUGGCUGUAAGGAUAGUUUGGACUUUAAUUAUUUGAACCAAACAGAGUGGGAAUCAAGUGAGUCAGUUUUGAGCUUGGAUUACCCUUCUUCUAGGGUUUCUUCUCUUAGGAUUGGGGAUUGCAACAAUGAACCUGCUUGCAGCACGAGACGGACUCCGGUGGUAACUUUCUGCGAUAUUGAGUCAAAUGAGGCAGAUUUUGACGAAGCAUUAAGUCAUUAUGAACCUGAAGUUGUCCGAGCAAAAAGAGAACCUGGGGUUAAGGCAAGGAAGGGAGCUUGCUAUCGAUGCUUUAAAGGAAACAGAUUCACUGAAAAGGAGGUCUGCAUCGUUUGUGAUUCCAAGUAUUGUAGUAAUUGUGUGCUCAGAGCAAUGGGGUCUAUGCCAGAAGGAAGGAAGUGUGUUACAUGCAUCGGAAGUCCUAUUGAUGAGUCAAAGCGAGGAAACUUGGGGAAAUGCUCUCGAAUGUUCAAGAGACUGCUUAAUGACUUGGAAGUUCGACAAAUAAUGAAGGCUGAGAAAUUGUGCGAAGUUAAUCAAUUGCCGCCACAGAAUGUUGUUGUGAACGGUAAGCCUCUCUGUCAAGAGGAGGUGGCUAUUUUGCAGAGUUGCCCAAACCCACCAAAGAAGCUCAAACCUGGACAUUAUUGGUAUGACAAAGUAUCUGGUCUUUGGGGAAAGGAAGGACAGAAGCCUUCCAAAAUUAUUAGUGCCCAUCUGAAUGUUGGGGGUCCAAUCAAAGUGGACGCCAGCAGUGGAAACACACAAGUCUAUAUAAAUGGUCGGGAAAUUACAAAAGUAGAACUCCGAAUGUUGCAGUUGGCAGGUGUUCAAUGUGCUGGCAACCCUCACUUCUGGGUGAAUGAGGAUGGUUCGUACCAGGAAGAGGGACAAAAAAAUACGAGGGGGUAUAUCUGGGGCAAGGCUGGGACAAAGCUGGUUUGUGCUGUGCUAUCCCUUCCACUUCCUUCUAAGUGUGCGAAUCCUUGUGGAGAACAAGUGAAUAGUCUUGUUUGCCGAACUGUGCCUGAUUACCUUGAGCAGAGAACCCUUCAGAAACUUUUUUUGAUAGGGUAUAGUGGAUCUGGAACUAGUACUAUAUUUAAGCAGGCCAAGAUCCUUUACAAAGAUGCCCCUUUCUCAGAAGAUGAACGUGAAAGUAUCAAAUUAGUGAUCCAGAGCAAUGUGUAUGGCUAUCUUGGUAUUCUUCUUGAGGGACGUGAGCGUUUUGAAGAUGAAAACUUGAAUGAAAUGAGGAAGCAUCAAUCUGAUGAUGAUACAGGUCAUUCAGGGAAUACUGAUGGGAAUGAUGGCAAAACUAUCUUUUCCGUUUGUCCAAGGUUGAAAGCAUUCUCCGAUUGGAUUCUCAAAGUUAUGGUAUCAGGUAAUUUGGAAGUCAUUUUCCCAGCCGCUACUCGGGAAUAUGCGCCAUUAGUUGAGGAGUUGUGGAACAAUUCAGCCAUUCAGGCAACAUACAGCCGGAGAAGUGAACUAGAACUGCUGCCUAGUGUUGCUAGUUAUUUCUUAGAGCGGGCAGUUGAUAUAUUGAGUCCAGAUUAUAAACCAUCUGACGUGGACAUCCUAUAUGCCGAGGGGGUUACCUCAUCCAAUGGGCUUGCUUGUUUGGAUUUCUCAUUUCCCCAGGCGGAACCUGACAUUGAUAUUGACACUGCUGACCUGCAUGAUUCUAUGCUUAGAUACCAGUUAAUAAGAGUACAAGCAAGAGGGUUUGGUGAAAAUUGCAAGUGGUUGGAAAUGUUUGAAGAUGUUCGACUUGUCAUCUUCUGUGUCGCCUUGAGUGACUAUGACCAAUAUGCUAUAGAUGGAGAUGGGGCUUUGGCGAACAAGAUGUUACUAAGCAAGAAGUUUUUCGAGUACAUUGUAACUCAUCCAACCUUCGAUCAGAUGGACUUCCUCCUCAUACUUAACAAAUUCGAUCUGUUCGAGGAAAAGAUAGAACGGGUCCCUCUGACACAGUGUGAUUGGUUCAAUGAUUUCCAUCCUGUGAUUAGCCGAAGUCAACGCUUCAACAGCAACAGCAACAGCAACAACAUCAAUAGUAACCCCUCCCUCGGCCAGCUAGCUUUCCAUUAUACUGCAGUUAAAUUCAAGAGGUUAUAUUCGUCUCUCACAGGUCGGAAGCUGUAUGUUGCUCCGGCAAAGGGUUUGGAGCCUAAGAGCGUUGAUGAGGCCCUUAAAUAUGCAAGGGAGAUUCUGAAGUGGGAGGAAGAGAGUUCCAACUUCAGUUUGAGUGAGUACUCAAUUUACAGUACUGAGGCAAGCACUUCCUCUCAUUGACAAUGGCAUCAUAGAGAAAAAGCUGGUAAAAUGGACUAUUCCACUUCACAAGUAUCAUUCCAUUUGUACAUAAAAGAUUCUGUAAAUGAUUGUCGAAAACAAGCAGGAUGCAAAAUUCCCGGAUGGUGCUGCCGUUAUACAUCCAUAGUUGCUCCCAAAUUUAGGGUGAUACUGCGGUGCUGCAUAUGGUUUAGCAGUCACCAAAUUCUGGUACGGUGCUCCUUGUAACAAGUUUGAAUAGUCGUGCCGUUUGGGGAUUCUAUUCUAAAAUAUUCUUCCACUGGCCUUGUAGGUUAGGUAGUACGCAAAUUUUCUCUCAAACUUGGUGUUAGUGCUAUUCUUCUUGUUGUAUUUGCCUAUCGGGUUAUCUAGAAUGAAAAUGCAGCUGAUUUGUAUGUUAGUCUAUCAACUUUGCAACCCUGCAAAUGCCCUUUUUGCUUGAUGGGACUCCUUCUGGCUUGACACAAAAUGUACGAUUGUUUGGAAGUUCAACCUCAAGAUUUAUGAUCACAUUAGACACGCCGGGUUUGAAGUGUAUGUAUCAGUCUUUUUAUACAUUUUUCUUUCAUCCGCUAA